GUGUUUAGUUUCACUUCCGCACUCUUCUGCUACUUGGAGCCGGAAUAUUCACUUAUACACAGGCUAGUGUUAAUUAGCCUGGGCUGAAACAAAGAACGAUUACGUUUAAAAACCCCGUCUACGCGCACGUGUACUUUAUUUUACCAGCGUAGCGAAAAGUAUCCGCUACAAAGCUGAAAAAGUCAACCAGGAAGCGACGGUGCCCGGUGGGAGUUGCGAAGGCAGGAGCGCGGUGUGAUCCACAGUCUGACCGGCGGCGGCUCCGCACAAGAUGUUCGUCGCACCCAGUCGAGGGCCCUUCUUGCUGUGGACCCUGGCGAUUCAGCUGGUCCUGUGUGGCGUAUGCGCCGCUGACGGCACCGAUGAAUGUACAUUGUUGUAUAAAUCUACGAAGCAGCAGGACGACAUCAAACGACUGGACUCACUCCUACAUAAGAACUUCACAGUGGAUCACAAGAUUGAAGAGGAUAGUUACACAUACGUCUUUAAGCUGUGCUCAGAUGCAGGGGCAAUCCCAAAAGCCGGGUUAAUUCAAAUAAAUAAAAAGGAAAAGGACCAGAAACCAACUGUUAUUGGCAUGUAUAACGCUACACAGGUCAUAGGAGGAACUGACUGGGUGAUGUUGAUCUACCAAAAUGGGGAUGCGUAUGACGGCCACUGCAACCGGGAAAAGAGGAAAGCCAAUAUCAUGAUCACCUGCAACAGGAAGAUGGAGGCGGGUGAGCUGGCAGUCGUGCUGGAGGACAGGGAGAGGGCGAAGGACUGUUUGUAUCUCUUUGAGCUGGAAUCCAGUGGAGUGUGUCCUGUUAUUGAGUCCAAGCUGAGCACUGGCACCAUUUUACUCAUCAUAGGGAUUUGCCUCAUGGCUGUUUACCUCAUUGGAGGUUUCCUUUACCAACGGCUGAUUGUUGGAGCCAAAGGAAAGGACCAGUUCCCCAAUUACCCCUUCUGGGUGGACUUUGGCAACCUGACAGCAGAUGGAUGUGACUUUGUCUGUCGGUCACAGAGUCGGGAUGAGUCUCCAGCUUACAGGGCAGCACCCACACAACCUAUAGACGAGCAGCCAGAGGAGAGAGAUGACCACUUGCUACCUAUGUGACCUUAAUGUAUCAGAAAUGGAACAGACAUUUUUACUGUGAUAAAGUCUUUCAUGGGUUAGAUGAAACUGCUGCUAGACACUAGUCUGUUUUCUUUUCCUGGUUUAGGUCUGGACAUGUUCAGACUUUAUGCGGUCCCGGACUUGUGCCUAGGGCGACAACUUGUGAUGUUCUUGUCACUGGAAGGAGCAUGUUACUCAUAGGGCUCACAGGUCUCUCUUCUAUUACCUGCUCACACAUGCAUUUCAUGGUGGUUGUUUUAUGUAAACAUGAAGCAAUUUUAUGAUGAAUUAUAAAGUUAUAAAAAGACACUGUCCAUGAAAACCUGCUACAAGAGGGGAGGUGAAGCAGGAUUUCUAUGUAACUCAAUGUAAUGAUAUAUUGCUCACUUUUCCUGCAUAGCUAUUUGUUGUUUGAAGUGCAGGUUCCAGCAAGUUGUUCCAUCUGGGGUCCUGGAUAUGUUGUUGGUUACGAAACAUGCAACUGGUGGAUUUGGCCUUUAACUCAUUGUAGUUUUGUUUUGGAAGGUAGAAAUCUAUCGUAGUGUUGGGAAAGGUGUUACAGUUCUAAUUCUAAAUACUUAGUGUUGUUACACAAACGGUCAUCUCAGCAAAAAGGUUUGACAUUAUCCUUUUUGACACAUUGUAAGAAAAUGUUUUCUAUUAACCUAAAUGUAAACCUUACGGUCAACCAUUCCCUGAGCUAAAGCACCAAAUGCAACAAAAUUAAAAAGUAAUGAUAUGUUUGAUUUACAAGCUCUUAAUUCAGCUAAAGAGUCAUAACCAGUUUCUACAUGAAUUGUGGAAUUCAGAGACUGUUUUAUUUCCCCAACAUAAAACAAAUGAUCAAUCACUGCAAAAGACAAGUGUUUAUAAUCCCAAAGCGCAUAUGAAUAGUGAUCAGAGUCAAACUCCAGAUGCACUGUUUGGACGACCACCUUCAAUUUUGUAAACUCGCGUUUGACCAAAUAUUGAAGCUGCUUUAUUGCGAAUACUUUACUUUUUGUUAGUAUGAUACAUAGUGGAAAAGAAAACACUUUUGCAUUGACUGUAUUUCUGUUCUGAAGUUAUAGAAUGAUGAGAUAUUUGUACAAAUCUAACUAAUAAUUCUCCUAAAGCAGAGCUUUUGAACUUAUUGGAAAUUAUGAUGUUUUCAGUUUAAUUGUCAGCAUGAAUUCUUGUGUUUGCUUUGAUUUGUUUCUGUCACUUGCUUCUUUGACUGUUCUUUGCUUUGUUCAGUAAAUUAUUUCCUGGAUUUUGUUUUGCGGUUGUAGUCAAAUACGCAAUACAUCUGCUAAUUCAAAUAUGAUUUAGGUUACAAACCGCUUUGUUCUUCUGAUUCAGAAAUGUAGGGGUGAACUCACCAAAGUGCACUCACAUUAGGAGAUUCAAUGGGUAUAAAAAGUUUUAAUAAAACUAUUAUAUGCAUAAAG
This is a messenger RNA of Betta splendens (Siamese fighting fish), 2529 nucleotides long. RefSeq names its product mannose-6-phosphate receptor (cation dependent) (gene m6pr). Gene Ontology annotation, cellular component: trans-Golgi network; endosome; Golgi apparatus. The transcript has 8 exons. The record is from RefSeq and is a predicted model, not a curated record. NCBI's taxonomy places the organism in Eukaryota, Metazoa, Chordata, Actinopteri, Anabantiformes, Osphronemidae. Gene Ontology annotation, molecular function: protein domain specific binding. Gene Ontology annotation, biological process: protein targeting to lysosome. Bases 272 to 1099 code for a protein of 275 amino acids.